GCACGCUUUAUAAAUGCUCACAGCAUAAGGAGGCCGGAGUUGAUUGAUACGCUCGCAUCCACUUACUAACGAGAUAAGCUUUGAGUGUUGCAGUCGAGCCUUGCGCGACACGACCGCUGCUCGCCCACACCGAGGCGCUUCAAGUUUUUCUUCAAUGUCGCACAAACGCACCGUGAAAAUGGUAGUUUGCCUCAAACAAAACACGGCGGUCGCGUCGCGCGGAUGUCUCUGCUUGUAAACUAUGAGUGUGUUAUGUCACACGGUGUAACUCGUAGCCGCGAGUAGUGGGACGUGAGUGUCUGGUGUACCUAGCGAGCAGCAACCAGCUGGCAGCUGGCGAGCGGCGAUGGCGAUCUGUGACAAGUGGGUCGGCUUGAAGAUAGUCGAGUUUUUGAUGUGCGUCGCCUGCCUAGUCGUGAAGCGCGUGUCACAAGAUGACGAGGCCCGGCUGGCGCUGCUGCUGCAGAAGCUGUCGCGGGAGUGGUCACUCCUCACAUCGGUCACGUGGGACUCCGUCGGCGGAGCCUUCGCAGACGCUAUAUACGGAGGUUACGUCAUCAUAACGUUUGGGCUAAUAGUGGCUCGGGUCUUCCAAGAGAUACCGAAGGGACGGCGGAUACUAGAGGGAUACUUUCUCGGCUUCGGAAUGCUGUUCUUCCUGAUACUAGGUGGCCUGGAGCUUGCGUCCCUGGACUCAGUGCCGAAGUCGUUGAUAGUGAACGCGUCGGUCCUCGGCUCCUUGUCUCUAAUCGUCGCCGCCUUAUUCCUCAUAGACCUGAUGGGCCCCAGAAUAUAUUCAACCACGCAAAACACUCAAACAGAUACAGGUGUGUCUUCGCCAAAAGCUGACAAGAAGGUGUCUAUAAUCUCAUCGCCAAAUGUCAAUGGACAUAUGACCAAUACAAAUGGAGCGAAUGGUGUCGCCAACGGCAAACCCAAUGCAGCCAAUGGUAAAGCGAAUGGCCACGUGCCGCCUGAAAGACCAAAGGACCUAGACUUAGAGAAGAAUGAAAUAGAUAAGGACACAAAGAAAGAAGAAAUGACACUUUUCGAACAGUCUAAGACCAGUUACCCGAAUUUUGACGACACCCUUGAAAAAGACGAACUACAGAAAUCUAAAUUUGGAUCCAUACGAAACGGAAUGGAAGGCGGAAAUUAUGUCCGCUUAUCCGAUCCACUCUCAAUACCUGACCGGUUCCAUUAUGAACAAGAACUUGCGAAAUUCAAUGAAAAGUACCUCAGAGAUUAUCUUGACAACUUUGCCGGGAAACUUUCCGUGAGAGAGGACUACUUACCAGAACCUCAAACUCCUGUAUUCGCGAAAGUGAAGACAGGACGGUUGAAGGGUCUGUACGAUGAAAUGUCACCGAGUUAUGAACAGAAGCGGUCAAAAUCACCAACAAAGGCGAAGACAGUACCGUCACCGACUUUGCAACAACUCGAAGAUUAUUUACGAGGGUCGACAAGGUCGAGGAGGGCGGACACGCCAGCCUUGUUCCCCAUGGAGCCUAUCGAGGAGAAAGACACGACAGACGCGGAAGGCCGGGCCUCCGGCACACCCACCGACCCCGGCUACGUGCAGUACACGGCGGGCCGCUGGCCGGACAAGCGGGACCUCAGGACGCCCAGGCACAGCCCUACCAAAUAGUCGUGUUAAUAACAACGAAUCGUGAUAAAGUACAUGCCGUGGACAGCGGAACUAAUCCGUUGUCACAUCCUGUAUAUAUAGCCUCGAUGAACAAUGACUGACGAACUUAAACCACCUUCAGUGCGGGUGUAUAGUGUAAGACAUUUAUUAUAAUAAUUAAUUAUUUAAUUAGAUAAGAAUACUAAUAAACUUUUUGCAUUAUAUUCGUCUUUAUAAAGAACAACAUGUAUUUUAAUGAAUCCUUAAUUCAAUUAUUCACAAGCUGCGUUUUCUCACAUCCAAAUUGCUAAGUUGUUUGAAAACAAAAGAAUUAAUGACAUACCAAGGUAAAGCAGUAAUUCGUGGAGCCUAUUGACUUGUAGGAAGUUCGUUGCUCCAACAUAAGUGGGAGAUUAGAGUUAAUUUUAAAAUAAUGAUGUGACACAUACAUAAAACACAUACUUAGACUAGACUGCAUACAUUAACAAUACGCGGUAAUGACCACUUCUCCUAAUUACCACAGGAAUGGAAACAAUUGAAUCAUAAUAAAAAUAUAAUAAAACACAAUUUAUAAUUGUCAACGUAAUUUUCCAAAUAGGUUCGGGUUUUUUAAGACGCUGGUAUUAAAAAAAAAACUGUCUUUAAUUUUUGGUUGUAAUUACUGUAGCUUCUAAGAAUUUAAUUUCUGCUGCCAUCGAUCAUACGCACACACAUGGUAAUAUUUCCGUUUUUUUGGCAGCUAAUUGCUCUGAAUGUUGUUCUUACCUGUUAAAAGUGUUGUAAGUACAUCGCCGACGUUAUCAGACCCCAUUUAGGUCGAGAUAUGCAUUCGUCGGCAGCUGUUGGCGAUUGUACACAUUAUUUAGUAAACAUGUACGCGCUUGUGCUGUUUGUAUGCUGAUGCAGAUAUCUACAUGCAUAUUUAUGUAUACGCAACAACCUUUAUACAUUUUCAUGCUCUCGUCACAAAAAAAAUAGUGCUAUAAAACUUUUCGGCGACAUUUUUAACGGAACCAGCUCGAGUAUUACAUAAAAAUACUGUUAAGUGGCGUUUGAUCUUUAAACCUACAUUGGUUUAAGACAGUAUAAAU
Trichoplusia ni (cabbage looper) is the source of this 2718-nucleotide messenger RNA. RefSeq lists its product as uncharacterized. NCBI's taxonomy places the organism in Eukaryota, Metazoa, Arthropoda, Insecta, Lepidoptera, Noctuidae. The transcript has 4 exons. Bases 347 to 1648 code for a protein of 433 amino acids. The record is from RefSeq and is a predicted model, not a curated record.